This is a messenger RNA of Orycteropus afer afer, 468 nucleotides long. RefSeq names its product ribosomal protein L32 (gene RPL32). The record is from RefSeq and is a predicted model, not a curated record. NCBI's taxonomy places the organism in Eukaryota, Metazoa, Chordata, Mammalia, Tubulidentata, Orycteropodidae. Gene Ontology annotation, molecular function: structural constituent of ribosome. Gene Ontology annotation, cellular component: ribosome; cytosolic large ribosomal subunit. Gene Ontology annotation, biological process: translation.
GGCAUCAUGGCUGCCCUCAGACCCCUGGUUAAGCCCAAGAUUGUCAAAAAAAGGACCAAGAAGUUUAUCCGUCAUCAAUCAGACCGUUAUGUCAAAAUUAAGCGCAAUUGGCGAAAGCCCAGAGGCAUUGACAACAGGGUGCGGAGAAGAUUUAAGGGUCAGAUCUUGAUGCCCAAUAUUGGUUAUGGGAGCAACAAGAAAACAAAGCACAUGCUGCCUAGUGGCUUCCGCAAGUUCCUGGUCCACAAUGUCAAGGAGCUGGAAGUGCUGCUGAUGUGCAACAAAUCUUACUGUGCUGAGAUCGCACACAAUGUUUCCUCCAAGAACCGCAAAGCCAUCGUGGAAAGAGCAGCCCAACUGGCCAUCAGAGUCACCAAUCCCAAUGCAAGGCUGCGUAGUGAAGAAAAUGAAUAGACAGCUCAUUUAUAAGUUUUAUUUGUGCUAAAUAAAACCAUAAAACCUCUGCCA